AUGCGCCGCCUGGUCCCAUGCGCCUUCUGGUGCAUCGACAUGGACCUGGAUGCCAUCAAUGGCGAGCAGAUCGAUGCAUCCGCGUCCAGCAGGAGUACCGACAGGCGCAGGCUCAGCUCGGAGCUGGCGCAGGCGAAGAUUGACACCAAGAGAUUCCUGAAGGACGAGACCGGCCGCGUGACAGAUUUCUACAGCAAGGUCGGCGACCUCGGCGAGGGCGCCUUCGGCGACGUCUGGCUGGCCAGGCAGCGGGUCUGCGCGGGCACGCCGCAGGAGCAUCUGGGCCGCACGGUGGCAGUGAAGCGCGUCCGCAAGCCCAACACCAGCAUGGGCCUGGACGAGGAGGGCGCAGACUCCGAGGAGGCAGUGGAGGACUUCCGAGCCGAGGUGGAGCUGAUGAAGGCCCUGGACCAUCCCAGCAUCUGCCGCCUGCUGCAGGUGUUCGAGGACUCCAAGAGCCUGUACCUGGUAAUGGAGCACAUCACCGGGGGCGAGCUCUUCGAGCGCGUCGCGGAGUUCGGCACCUUCUCCGAGCACGACGCCGCGCGCGUGAUCCAGCAGGUUGCGUCGGCGCUCGCGUACUGCCACGGUCACGGGGUGGUGCACAGGGACGUCAAGCCCGAAAACAUCAUGGGGGCCGACGACGAGCUGACAGUCAAGCUGAUCGACUUCGGCUUCGGCUGCCGGAUACUGUCGGGCGUGAGGCUGCGGGCCAAGGUCGGCAGCUUCCUCUACAACGCGCCGGAGGUCCUGGCGGGCGAGGAGUGCGACGAGAAGCAGGACCUUUGGUCGCUGGGCUGCGUGCUCUACGUCCUGUUGAGCGGGGACAUGCCCUUCUACGGCCCCGACAGCAAGAGCAGGAUCCUCGGCGGCUCCUACAGCAUGGAAGGCGACGCCUGGCGCGGCGUGAGCCCCGCGGCCAGGGAGCUGGGGUCCAGCGCGGGGCUGUCCGGCCAGCUGCACCGAGCUAUCGCGGACCUUCGGGCCAGCUAG
Messenger RNA from Prorocentrum cordatum, 993 nucleotides. NCBI's taxonomy places the organism in Eukaryota, Dinophyceae, Prorocentrales, Prorocentraceae. The record is from the annotation of a GenBank genome assembly.